Messenger RNA from Symbiodinium sp. CCMP2456, 1161 nucleotides. Lineage: Eukaryota; Dinophyceae; Suessiales; Symbiodiniaceae. The record is from the annotation of a GenBank genome assembly.
AUGGGAUACACAUCAAAUGCUUUUUCUCAUUCGUGUCAGGACUGGAACGACAUUUCCCAAGAGGUUGCACGUAGGAUGCACGACAUCCAUGGUGGAAGACAGAGGCCAUCGAUCUGGACUCGUGGCGACUUCAACAAAGUCAGAGAAGCUGAUGGUAUUAUACCACCCUGUAUUAUGGAUUUUUUCCUACAUGUGGUAGGAUCUCUGGGUGGUUGUCUGGUCGUGUUGAUAUUCUUGAUUUUCGUGGACAAACUUGAUAUCAAGUGCUCCGUGUGGUUGGGACCUCGCGGAUCUCAAUGUCCAGCACAGUCGUGCUUUUGCACUGACUGCGAUCCAUGCAAUAUGUUCGGCUACCGCAAGCUUGACUGGUCAAGAUUUGGAUGCCGGCUUGGUGGAAUUCCUUUGAAUCGUUGCAGGAUUGCUUUGGGCAUCAACAUGAGCUGGUUUGCAUUGAAUGCAUUCCUGGCAUGGAAGGCCAGGACGAUUUGGCGUCAGUGUGCGUACUCACAAAGGGUCAGACUCACAACGUUGCGCAUACUAGUCCUUCUGGUCUGUUCUAUCAACAUGAUCAAGGCAUUCACCCUGAGUUGGCCGCCAUUUAUUGCCUCCUUGCUGUACCUGUUCAUGGACACUUUCAUGCUUUCGUCGUCAGUAUUGGUUUUUCUGACCAUCCUGGCACUCUAUGGUGCAGCAACCCAAACUUACGCAGGCACUGCAUUCAUAUUGCACAAAUCCAUUGGGCGCUCAUUCAUGCUUAUGGCCUUUGUCGGGGAGCCAUCGGUGGCAUUCUAUCAUUGGUGUGCAGGGAAGUCAGGCGAAUCGAUCGAUCAGUCCCUCAAGUUCUAUGGCCUGUAUGUCUACCUUGGCACCGUCUUUGCUGGCUGCAGUUGGUAUAUGUCCAGAUCCCUACAGAGAGGAGGAGUGCACAACAGAUACAAGGAGAUCCACUCUGUGAUGUUUCGUUUCCUGCUGCUGAAGAUAAUCUGGAGUGUUAGCCUUGCAGGGCACCACGUGCUGGCAUGUUCGACCGUGCAUGAUUUUGCAGCCCAAAUAAACCUUUUUGCAGUUAUUGUCCAACGACUGUGCUCUUGGGCGACCCUGCUCUGUCUACAGAAAUUUGCAGAUGCAUACUGCAACCUGCAGCUGCAGCUUGGAAGCUGA